Molecule: messenger RNA, 1389 nt
Organism: Aspergillus thermomutatus
Lineage: Eukaryota; Fungi; Ascomycota; Eurotiomycetes; Eurotiales; Aspergillaceae
Exons: 2
Coding region: 1-1389 (462 amino acids)
Source: RefSeq, a predicted model, not a curated record
AUGGCUUCAAAGCUGGCCCCCGAGAUCAUAAUUCAGAUCUUGAAAAGCUGCGAGACCUUGGAAGAAGUUGUGGUCUGCGCUUCAGCAUGCAAGCGGUUCCAUGAUGUGUGGUUGUGCCAUGCUUCUCAGAUCACAUGGACUGUUGGGCAGAAGCAGAUUCUGGCAUUCGAUGAUGCCUUGAUGGCGGUGCGAGCGACAGAAAUCGUGCUCGAAAGCUCGCAGAAAGAAGAAUUACCCCCAGAUCCGUUUCCACUUUCCACCUUGAGUGGUGACAUUUACAAGCCGUCGCUCAGCGAAUUCCAGCAGGUGCGCGACUAUGAGCAUCUGGCCAAGUGUGCCGAACACAUCUAUUUGGAAGAUCAGGAAGACUUGAAGAAUGAAAUUGAAGGUGAAGAUCCAGACGGUCCCACACUGUGGGUUCUAUGGAGAGAGCGAUUUCACAGUUCCAUCUACAGAGUCCUCCUGGGAGGUGCCGUUCUCUAUCGCGCAUACCAAGAACCGAUGUACUCGGCAGCAGACUGGGGAAUACCGAAUUUUCUGGAGAAGUACGUUGAUUUUUUGGCAUCCGAUGACAUGUCGAGCGAACCAGUGGGUGGAGACGAGCUCGAUUAUCUCAUGACCUUUACCCCCUACAAUCUUGGAGACAGCGGAAGCAUUCAUGGCGCCUUCAAGGCUCUGGCAGAGCUUCUUGUUCAGCAAGGCAAAAAGCGCGCGCACCAGCAAAAGCUUCCUGCGCAAACCACAAAAGUCCUUCCCUCCUUCGCAACGCCUCAAGGCCUCAGUUCCUCGGAGGCAGCUGUUCUGUUCAUCGAAUUAAGUCAGCUGCUCUUUGCCAUGGAGGUUCUGACUGGCGUUCAGGCUGCGACACCCAUCAUUGUCAAUGGGAAUGGCUCCGAAGAUCAUGGAAGAACAGUAUUUGCACCAGAAUUUCUUUACAACCCUGCCAGAACGAUUCCCGUUGUGUUAUUCGGGAACUUUUUUCUGGAGUAUAUCUCAACUCCCGCGGUGGCAGCCGAUGCAGUGAACUCUCAUCUCGUCGCCAGUCCUGUUUAUCGUCCAUCACAGACAAGAUCAGGGCUUGGUUUUCAGUAUAUCUACCAGUUCCUGCAUGCUCUGCACCGAAUGGCGGGCCGUGACAAUGAAUUCUCCUCUCAGAACCCAGCGCCAUAUCCCCACCUUCAAUUCUUCCAGUACAUGUUUGGUGAGUAUCUGGGUCUCCGGUUCGUUGACAGUGAGUUUGACUGUCGUUACGACGAGUUCGCGAAGGAUGGUUUCCUCUUCGCAGAACGAGCUGAUUUUCUCGCUACCUCUUGGUAUACUGAGACAAGUGGUAUGGCAGCCCUAGCUGCAUUAUUUGAGCCAGUCGCUUCAACUACUGGAAAGACUUGA